UUGGUUUAACAGCGUCCACCAGCUUCAUGCAUGUCUGGGUUGAUUUGCCCUGUGCUGUACUGCUGGAUGAUUGUCUAUUUCUAAAAAAAAUAAAAAUAAACACACACACAAAAUAAUCGCAUUUUACGAUAGCAUUAAUCGCUCGGCGGAUCUGAUCUCGGUGAAGAUGAAUGGAGCGGCUUUCCCCUCUCCCACAGCCGAGAUGGCGGAGAUGAACCGGAUCCACUAUGAGCUGGAGUACACAGAGGGCAUCAGUCAGAGGAUGCGUAUUCCUGAUCAGCUCAAAGUGGCUCCGUAUGAGUCUGAAGAGCAGGAUCUUCCAGAGAAUGAGACACUCCACACAGCAAUGAUGCACGUUCCUGAGAGAAUCAUGGUGGCAGGAGACAGUGAUGACAUGCAGUUUCCCAGAGAUCUAGACCUCAUCCAGUCCACCCAGCUGGAGUCAACACUGUCCCUCAAGACACCACCUCGGGUCCUGACGCUCAACGAAAGGCCCUUCGACUUCCUCGAAAUGGAGCAGCCGAGCUCCGCCAGUCAGCCCAGCAAAGAAGCGCGCACGCAAUCCAGGACACGUAGAGAGCACUCGGUCAGCGACAACACAGGUGUGCAACACAAUGGCCAGCUCGCCAGAAACGAUUCCACUAUGACUUCCUCUCCCUCUGCUGCAUUGCGCACUAUGGCUCCUCUCGGCCGUGCAGAGGAUGGAUAUAACCUCUUCAGCGCCCGCAGCGUCCUUUCCUUUAUCCAGUCAACCACACGUCGGGCCUACCAGCAGGUCCUUGAGGUCCUGGACGAGAACCAGCGCAGCAAGCCAUCUCUUAGAGGGGGUUCAAUCCUCUCUAACCCCCAGCAUGACAACAGGCAUGCCCUGGCCACACUGGACUCGACUCUGGAGGGAGGAGUAGACGACAUGGCUGUUGUGGACGCCACGUCUCUCCGCAGACAGAUUGUCAAGCUGAACCGGCGUUUGCAGCUCUUGGAGGAGGAGAACAAAGAGAGAGUCAAGCGAGAAAUGAUCAUGUAUUCCAUCACUGUAGCUUUCUGGCUUAUCAACAGCUGGGUCUGGUUACGUCGCUGAAGGUACAUGGACUCUGCAAUGUGGGAGGGGCCAAAUAAAAACUCCGCCCCUCUGUUCUAUGUGUUAAACCUUAGCCGUAUUUUUUUAAUGUCUAAAAAAUUUUAUUUUCUUCACAGUAAGAGCAGUAAAGUCAGAGAUAGCUUUUGUGUUGUGUGUUUGGGUUUGUCUGUCUGGUUUCAUUUUAUUGUUAUAAAUAUGUAUUUAUACUGUACAAAUGGUCUUUUUCUUGGUUUUGUACAUUUUUAAUUACUUUAGUUUUUUUUUUUUUGUUUUUUUUUUGAAUACGUCAAGCAUGAACCAGAUGUAUAUAUCACUUCACUUGUCUUUGAGCUUUGGGUGUAAUCAUUUAUUUUUCCAUGGGAUUACAAAUAAGUACAAUAUUAUGUCAACUUUUACAAAGACCAAUGGAAUGGAAUGCACUGAUAUGGCAUAGUCAAAAGAAGUGCAUAUAAUAUUAAAUAAUAAGAAUAUUUACGGACUGUUGUGAUUUUAGGUACAUUAUGUACAUCUGUAUGUUACUUGCAUCGACAUAGAAACCAUACUUGUUAAGUGCGAGUUUAGUCCUGGUCAUAAUUUAUGUACAUUAUUGUAAUAUGCUGAUGUUGUUAUUUCUGCUUGUUUUCAGCAGGAUAUUGCUAAAAUGAUUCACAUUCAGUUGUCCUCUCACAGAGCCAUGAACAUUGUAUUAAAAACGCUUUUAUUUGAAUAAAUGACAACAGUAGUGAACUGCA
Molecule: messenger RNA, 1809 nt
Organism: Carassius carassius (crucian carp)
Lineage: Eukaryota; Metazoa; Chordata; Actinopteri; Cypriniformes; Cyprinidae
Gene: mffa
Product: mitochondrial fission factor a
Exons: 8
Coding region: 167-1078 (303 amino acids)
Biological process (GO): positive regulation of mitochondrial fission
Cellular component (GO): peroxisome; mitochondrial outer membrane
Source: RefSeq, a predicted model, not a curated record